GAGGAGCUCGGAGAGACGCCGGGUAGAGCGAGGAGCGGCCGCAACUGCCCGGAGAGGCCCGGCCCGCGGCGCGGCGGAGCGGGUGAGGGCGCAGCGUGUCCUUCUGUGCCGAACACGCCCGUAGGAAUGCCCUAGCACUCCAUGCGCAAAUGAAGAAGACCAGCCCAGGGCCUGUGAGCGAAACGUUGUUGUGCCAGCUGAGUUCCUAUGCUAAGACGGAGCUGGGGUCUCAGACUCCAGAAAGCGUCCGUAGUGAAGCCAGCCGAAUACUGGAUGAAGACAGCUGGAGUGAUGGGGACCAGGAACCCAUUACUGUGGAUCAGACAUGGAGAGGUGACCCUGACAGUGAAGCUGAUAGCAUAGACAGUGAUCAAGAAGAUCCCCUAAAACAUGCUGGUGUCUACACAGCAGAAGAAGUGGCCCUGAUUAUGCGUGAGAAGUUAAUUCGUUUGCAGUCUUUGUACAUUGACCAGUUUAAACGACUUCAGCAUCUGCUCAAGGAGAAGAAGCGCCGGUACUUACAUAACCGCAGAGUGGAGCACGAAGCCCUAGGCAGCAGUCUCCUGACUGGCCCAGAGGGACUUUUAGCCAAAGAACGAGAAAACUUAAAGCGAUUAAAAUGUCUCCGGCGGUAUCGCCAGCGCUAUGGAGUGGAAGCCUUACUACAUCGGCAACUGAAGGAACGCAGAAUGCUGGCCACCGAUGGUGCUGCCCAGCAGGCCCAUACCACUCGCUCCAGUCAGAGGUGCUUGGCGUUUGUGGAUGACGUUCGUUGUUCCAAUCAGUCUCUCCCAAUGACCAGACACUGCCUUACCCAUAUUUGUCAGGAUACGAAUCAAGUUCUCUUCAAAUGCUGCCAGGGGUCUGAAGAGGUCCCCUGCCACAAAGCAGUUCCUGUAAGCCUUUCUGAGGAUCCCUGCUGCCCACUGCAUUUCCGGCUGCCUCCUCAGAUGUAUAAGCCCGAGCAGGUACUGUGUGUGCCAGACGAUCUGGAAGCCGGCCCCACGGAUCUGUACUUGAGUGCUGCCGAGCUCCAGCCCACUGAGAGUUUACCACUGGAGUUCAGUGAUGACUUGGAUGUUGUAGGUGAUGCUCUGCAGUGCCCGCCUUCACCUUUGCUGUUUGACCCUUCACUAGCCCUUGAAGAUCAUUCAGUCACCGACGUUGCUGCGGGCGCAGUGGAUGUACUGGGCCAGAUGCAGAUGGCUGGAGAUGGGUGCAGAUCGCAGGGAUCUCGGAAUGCUGAGAAAGUCUGUGCACCGCUGCCUCAAAGCGGAUUGGCUACUGCGAAUGGGAAGCCAGAACCCACUUCUCUCAGUUGACAGUUUAUUCGAGGAACUGUUUGCCUUGGUGGUUUUGAAUUUCCCAUUCUUCAAGGAAGGAUCUUUGAUGACCUUUUACAUAAAUGGGGCAGCUCUGUCUUGUUUGCCUUCUGGAUUAGAGAGUUGUAAUUCAAUAAAAGCUAAAUUUGGGGAGAAUGGGUCAGUAGUGUCCAAAAGUUUCUUUCCACUCUGGGCAACUAGGAGAGGUAAUCCUUCUCUCUGGGACUGAAUAAAUGUUUGGGACUUUGCCUAAUGGGAAAGACAUUUUUGGAAUGCUAUUUCCUAAGUCCCGGGCAAGAAUCCACAUAGAUGAUUAGGUAGGGGCUGUGUUUAGGAAUGGUGCCUUUGAAAUAUUGGUGGUCCCAGCAUCUGGUUAUCUACUCAAAGGCCUGCAUUUCUUCGUUACAUCCGCGUAAUCUGGUGUCUGAAUCCUUUUUCCCAACUGAACUCUCACUUUUAUCCUCUGAGAAAAUAUCCCACAGGACGGGGCCCUCCUUAACCAUCUGUCUUCUAAUCUAUGUAAAUUUGUGCGAUGGGCUAUCUUAUGUAAAAUACAGUAGAAAUUUAUGUACAUAGUUUCUAUUAAAUGUUAAAACUUGAAAAUGUAAAA
Chinchilla lanigera (long-tailed chinchilla) is the source of this 1932-nucleotide messenger RNA. RefSeq names its product KAT8 regulatory NSL complex subunit 2 (gene Kansl2). Gene Ontology annotation, cellular component: NSL complex. The record is from RefSeq and is a predicted model, not a curated record. Lineage: Eukaryota; Metazoa; Chordata; Mammalia; Rodentia; Chinchillidae.